GGAGGGGCAUGGGAACCUGGCCACUGCGUUGUUGGUUCAAGCUUCCGCAGUUGGUUGCAACUUGGAAGUCGCUGGCGACCCCGCCUUCUGCAAGCAUCGAGAUGGGUUGCUGCAUGGCGUCCUACCGGUCGCAGGCCGCGGAGCCGCAAUUGCCCCCGGACAUGCCGGAGCUGGAGGAGGUCCCUGUGCCAGCGGAUGCGCAGGCACAGUGGGAGAGCGGCGGCGGCCUGGAGCUCGACCCCGUGCUCGGCAGUGGAGCGGUCGUCCUGAUGGACGCGGAGUGGAUGGCGAGGCGAGCGCGCACUGGCGGCGUCCUCGAGCCGCGCCAGGCGUUGCCGCCGACGGCCUUCAUGCCCCACGGCGCCGUCAAGGCCGCGACGCCUGAAGUUGAAGGGGGGUCGCUGCUGCGCAUCGCGUGCAUAUCACACUGCUGGCUGCAGGCGAACCACCCGGAUCCACGCGGGCACAACCUGCGCAUCUUGGGCCAGGCCCUGCAGAUGCUGUCGGGCUAUGGGAACAACGCGUUCAUGGGCCGCUGGGGUGUAUUCAUGGACUUCUGCUGCAUCCAUCAAAACUGUAGGGACCGCGAGGGCGUUCCCCAGCAGCGCACCUACCAGCGGCUCGAAGGUUCAGAUUCUUUCGAGGACGAUGCCCUCGGCCGCUUCGAGCUGGAGAAUGCGCUCUUCAAGGAGGCAUUGGGGAGCCUGGGGAGCUUCUACUCCCACCCCGCCACUGUCGUCUUCAUGCUGACGCGGUUUCCAGAUGAUUACGGCGAUGCUGCAAAGUACACCCGGUCGGGCAACACGGAGCAGUAUUUCAACCGUGGCUGGUGUUUCUGCGAGUCCUCUUGGGCGAUGCUGACGAAGCCGUAUAACCGGCUCGUGGAUCUCGGCCGAUCCACCGGAACGGAGACCGACUAUCAUGCGCUGAUGGCGACCUGCGCCGCGGGGCGCCGGGCGCCCCUCCUGCCCGACGCCUUCGACGUGCAGUUGCAGAGCAAGGGGUUCACCAACGGCAAGGACGACCGGCCCCGGGUCGCCGAGCUCUACCGCUCCGCCUUCGCGCAGCGCUUCGAGGCCGCGGAGGAGCUGGUCUACGACAGGCUGGAGUGGGGGGACGAGGCGGCGCAGCAGCUGGCCGCCGUGCUCGCCUCGGGCGCCACGCCCCAGCUGCGGGGGCUCUCCCUCUUCGGCAACUGCGUGGGCGACGAGGGCGCCGCGCGGCUGGCGGAGGCCCUGCGCGCCCCGGGCGCGCUGCCCCAGCUGCGGGAGCUCGACCUCACCGGCAACCGCGUGGGCGACGAGGGCGCCGCGCGGCUGGCGGAGGCCCUGCGCGCCCCGGGCGCGCUGCCCCAGCUGCGGGUGCUCUACCUCGGCAACAACCCGCUCGGCGGGCCGGGCCAGGCGGCGCUGCGCGCCGCGUGUGCGGAGGCUGGGCGCCCGGAGGGCGGCCUGAAAUUUUGACUACCGGCGCGCGGCCGUCCGAGGCGCGCGGCGCG
Prorocentrum cordatum is the source of this 1498-nucleotide messenger RNA. NCBI's taxonomy places the organism in Eukaryota, Dinophyceae, Prorocentrales, Prorocentraceae. The record is from the annotation of a GenBank genome assembly.